AUGGCGGCCGAACUGCCAGGCUACUACUUCGAUCCCGAAAAGAACCGUUACUUCAAAAUCCAGGCAAACCAUAUUGCGCCGGCAGAAUCGAAGUACAGCCGUCAGGCGGUCAAGGCAGAGAAGGUCAUCAAGAAAGCCCAACGGCAGGAUGAAUUGCUCCGCCAGUCGAAGCUCACGGAGACGGUGACGCGCUCGAAGCUUUUGCAACAUCCUUUGCUGGUAUUUGACAGACGACUGGGCCAUCUACGAAAGGGUACCGGAGCACUCGUUUCGGAAUACUAUGCCGCCGGUCUCAAGGGGAAUAGCGCUUUCAGCGACCACUUGCCCCGGGGAGGCCGUGUGCCGAGGAGGCCGCCAGACACUCAAAGUAUUCCGGCGUCUGGAUUGUUUUCUAUCGAAGAAACAUCGGGCACCUUGUUUGCAGAUUGCUGGUGGAGGAGGACGGAUGAUCCUGACAUUUACGACACCUACAUGCUCGCUUGUCACCCGGGGUCGCCUCUUGACGUGGCGGAACAAGAUCUUCAAGACUCCGCGAGUUGGCCAGUCCGUCGAAACCAUGAAAAGGGCGCUCUGUACAAGUACAGCAAUGCCGAAGAGUUCAAUAUUACGUAUAGAACGUUGGCUAUCCUUGCCAUGGGGUCCGGUCUGGUCGUUUGGUCCGAGGACCGCGCGGUUACUUCUCGUGCAUCGCCCUUUGAAUCGGUGGUCAGGGUAGGAGCAUGCCGUUCGGGACCCUUCGGGGACAGACACGACAUGAUCCACCAGGCAUCGUGUGCUCACAUGGUCCGCGGUCUUGCGGCACAGCCGGGCGAACACACGGCUGCCCUGACUACCGAACGAGGCCUGCUCCUCAUGGACCUCUCACACGCGAGUUACCCGCUCAGAGAAUACCCGAUGGGCACCAACGAGAUGAUGACGGCCACGUUCAAAGACCGCAACACCGUCAUGGGCGGGACGCGCUCGGGCAAAAUGCUGCUGUGCGACAUCCGCGCGCCGCCGCCGCGCAACACGAGCGGCCGAGCGACCGCGACGCGGCUCCAGCACGGGGACGCCGUCAUGGGCCUCGCGGCGCUCCCGGACGGCGGCAACCGGAUCCUCAUCAGCGGCCUGCGGAGCAUGAAGAUCUACGACCUGCGCUUCACGCCGCCCCCGACCCUGGUGUGCCACCUGCCCCGGUCCAACUCGUUCAAAGCGAGCCCCUCGGUGCUGACCUUCAACAUCCCCGCGACCCACCAGUCCAGGAGGUACGGGAUGAGCUUCUGCUACGAUCCCGAGUUGAAUAUCGUCUUGCGCUCCUCCACCGACGACCACAAGAACCACCGCGCCGCCCUCUGGUCGGCCACCACCGGCCGCCUGCUCCCGGGCCCGCUCAACAACCACCGCUUCGAGUCCCCCAUCGAUUGUGCCGCCAUGGUCCGCGUCAGGGACGGUCCAAAGAGCAUCUUCAUCUCCAGCGACAAGUUGAUCACCGAGUGGACUCCGCAGGGCAGGGGCGCGGGAGACGACCAGGAAUGA
Fonsecaea multimorphosa CBS 102226 is the source of this 1515-nucleotide messenger RNA. RefSeq lists its product as uncharacterized. The coding region runs from base 1 to 1515 and encodes 504 amino acids. The transcript has a single exon. NCBI's taxonomy places the organism in Eukaryota, Fungi, Ascomycota, Eurotiomycetes, Chaetothyriales, Herpotrichiellaceae. Gene Ontology annotation, cellular component: Cul4-RING E3 ubiquitin ligase complex. The record is from RefSeq and is a predicted model, not a curated record. Gene Ontology annotation, molecular function: protein binding.